This is a messenger RNA of Notechis scutatus (mainland tiger snake), 1897 nucleotides long. NCBI's taxonomy places the organism in Eukaryota, Metazoa, Chordata, Lepidosauria, Squamata, Elapidae. The record is from RefSeq and is a predicted model, not a curated record.
ACAUUCACACAUUCCGUUGCGAGGACUGCGACGAGCUCUUCCAGUCCAAAAUGGAGAUGAGGCGGCAUAAGAAGUACUCCUGUCACGCUGUCGGCUCUCUGUACGAGUCCCUGACCGAGGAGAUCAAGCAGGAAGGGAUGGAGGACGACCAAGGCCACGAAUGCAAAGACUGUGAAAGGAUGUUUCCAAACAAGUACAGCUUGGAACAGCACAUGAUCAUCCACACGGAAGAAAGGGAAUACAAGUGCGACCAGUGUCCCAAGGCCUUCAACUGGAAAUCCAACUUGAUCCGUCAUCAGAUGUCACACGACAGUGGCAAGAGAUUUGAGUGCGAAAAUUGUGUGAAGGUUUUCACGGACCCCAGCAACCUCCAAAGGCACAUUCGCUCCCAGCACGUCGGCGCCCGGGCGCACGCUUGUCCGGACUGCGGAAAGACCUUCGCCACUUCUUCUGGCCUCAAACAGCACAAGCACAUCCACAGCACUGUGAAACCUUUCAUAUGCGAGGUCUGCCACAAAUCCUACACACAGUUCUCCAACCUCUGCCGACACAAGCGCAUGCACGCCGACUGCCGGACUCAGAUCAAGUGCAAGGACUGCGGGCAGAUGUUCAGCACCACCUCCUCGCUCAACAAACACCGGCGGUUCUGCGAAGGCAAGAACCACUACAACCCUGGCGGCCUUUUCGCGCCCGGUUUGCCUCUGACGCCCAGCUCCUUGAUGGACAAGUCGAAGGCGUCGCCCAACCUCAAUCAUACCGGACUCGGCUUCGGCGACUACUUCCCCUCCCGGCCGCACCCGGGAGCAAUUCCGUUCUCGCCUGCUCCCCCUGCGUUCCCAGCUCUCGCCCCCAGCUUCCCGGGGAUCUUCCCUCCCUCGCUGUACCCCAGGCCUCCUCUCUUGCCCCCCACACCCCUGCUCAAGAGCCCCCUCAACCACACCCAAGAGGCCAAGCUCCCCAGCCCCCUGGGCCACUCUCCGCUCCCGCUGAUGUCCGCCGUGGGCAACAGCAGCCACCCUCUCCCUGUGGAGGAGAGGUUCAACAGCACCCCUUUGGGGAACUCCUACUUGGAGAAGCUCAAAGCCAGGACUAGUGAUCUGUCGGACGCCAGUGACUUCGAGGACAUCAACACCACGACGGGCACCGAUCUGGAGACCACCACCGGUACCGGGUCAGACUUAGAGAGCGACGCAGAGAGCGAGCGAGAGAAAACGAAGGAGAAAAGUAAACCCCGGGAGAGCAAGCCAGAUUUCGGCGGCGGUUCGGUCCCCGCUGGUUCCGCCAACAGCACGAGUGACCUCCCCAUCUUCUACUCCCAGCACACCUUCUUCCCUCCCCCCGAGGAUCAGCUGCUGCCGAUGAUGGGGGCCACGAACGAUUCCAUCAAGGCCAUCGCUUCCAUUGCCGAAAAGUACUUCGGGCCCGGGUUUAUGGGCAUGCAAGAGAAAAAAAUGGGGGCCCUUCCCUACCAUUCCAUGUUCCCCUUCCAGUUCCUUCCCAACUUCUCCCACUCGGUUUACCCGUUUGCCGAGCGGAGCCUCAACCACAGUUUGCUGGUCAAAGCCGAACCAAAGUCGCCCCGGGACCUGCACAAAAUCAGCGGGCCCUGUUCGGAGUCACCCUUCGACCUCACCACCAAGCCGAAAGAAAGCAAAGUGGCGGCCCAGGUCCUGCCCGCUCGUCACGCCGGCGAGGAGCAGCCUUUGGACCUCACGAUUAGCAGUCGCAUCCGGGCCAGUCAUCACGGGAGUCGAGAUCCCCGGAAGAACCACGUCUACGGCGAGAGGAAGCUGGUGGCCGGCGACGGGGUGCCCAAGAUGAACCAAGCUCAGAUGCUCCCUCAGCCUUCCCUGCAUUACGCCAAGCCCUCCCCUUUCUUCAUGGACCCCAUCUACAG